ACUACAUGUUUCAACAGCUCGUUUUACAUGUGUUUUUUAUUUCGCUCUUUUCUUUGACUAUAUUAUAAUCCAAAUAAUUUGUGUAGAAGUUAAUAUUUACGUAAUAUUAUAGUACAGACGUGCAAUAUUACUGUUUAUAAUCUUUUAAAACUCACUUAAAUAAAAUGUCUAAACGAAAAGGAAUUUCUUUUGAAGAAAAACGUAUAAGACUGCUUCAACUGUUUUAUGAAAGAAAAGAAUUUUUUACUUUAAAAGAAUUAGAAAAAAUCGCAACUAAAGAGAAAGGGAUUGUUGCACAGGCAGUAAAAGAUGUACUUCAAACACUAGUAGACGAUGGAUUAAUAAAAUCAGAAAAGAUUGGUACUUCUGUAUAUUUUUGGAUUUUUCCAGGAGAAAAUGUUACUAAGAUGGAACAAAAAAUCUCUGAAACAUUAAGAAACAUAGUAGAGGCAGAAUUUAAACUUAAAAAACUGAAAGAUGCUUGCGAAAAAGAAAAGAUAGGAAAAGAAGAUACAGAGGAAAGACAAAUUUUAUUACGUGAAUUAGAAGAACUAAAAGCUAAAGAGAGUCAAUUAAAUAAACAAAUUGCUAAAUUCAGUGAUGCUGAUCCAGAAGUUAUAGCUAAACUUGGAGAAAAAGUACAGAAAUAUAAAGAAGUUACAAAUACAUGGACAGAUAACAUUUUUGCUAUUCAAGGUUGGUGUAAAAACAAAUUUGAUAUAUCUGUAGAAUGUCUCAAUAAACAAUUCAAUAUUCCUGAUGACUUAGAUUACAAAGAAUAAAAACAUUUGAAAUUUAAA
This is a messenger RNA of Bombus pascuorum, 800 nucleotides long. RefSeq names its product meiotic nuclear division protein 1 homolog. NCBI's taxonomy places the organism in Eukaryota, Metazoa, Arthropoda, Insecta, Hymenoptera, Apidae. The record is from RefSeq and is a predicted model, not a curated record. Bases 165 to 782 code for a protein of 205 amino acids. The transcript is spliced from 5 exons. Gene Ontology annotation, biological process: reciprocal meiotic recombination. Gene Ontology annotation, molecular function: double-stranded DNA binding.